Molecule: messenger RNA, 750 nt
Organism: Cuscuta campestris
Lineage: Eukaryota; Viridiplantae; Streptophyta; Magnoliopsida; Solanales; Convolvulaceae
Source: the annotation of a GenBank genome assembly
AUUUCUCACCAGAUUUCCGUUUCUGUGGUAAAUUACGAUUUUCCUCAGAUCUGAAACGAAGCAAAAAUCAGUACGGAGUAAAAAAUAAAAAUAAAUUAAAAGUGUUUUCUUCGCACAAUCUUUUCUCGUUAGGGUUUUAAGAGUCAAGAAUUGUUUGGUAAACUUUCCGGCGAACUUUCCGAUCCCGGCAAAGCUGACUUAAUCCUGAUCUCCUCCGUCUUCAUUAAUGUCUUGGGCUAGUGCAGAGGAUAUCUAUCUUUCUACCUCUCUUGCCAAUUAUCUUGACAAGAAAAUUCUUGUUUUGCUGCGAGAUGGUCGAAAGCUUUUGGGGAUACUUCGCUCUUUUGACCAAUUUGCCAAUGCUGUUCUUGAAGGAGCAUGCGAACGGCUUAUUGUUGGAAAUCUCUAUUGUGACAUACCAUUGGGUUUGUAUGUAAUUCGUGGAGAAAACGUGGUCGUGAUUGGGGAGCUGGAUUUGGAUAAGGAUGAACUUCCACCACAUAUGGUCUGUGUUUCAGUUGCAGAGAUAAAAAGGGCACAAAAGGCAGAAAAUGAGGCAGCAGAUCUAAAAGGCACAAUUCGGAAGAGAAUGGAAUUCCUUGACAUGGACUGAUGCACAUUUUACUGUGAUGAGAUUGCCAGGGGUUCUGCACUUCUCUCAUGUCUUCCGCAACUAUUUUUUCGCGGUUAGCACACAAUUCGGUGGCGCGAUGUUAAUAUAGCAACUUGCAACAAAUGAGAACCAAAUUG